Molecule: messenger RNA, 1617 nt
Organism: Sinocyclocheilus anshuiensis
Lineage: Eukaryota; Metazoa; Chordata; Actinopteri; Cypriniformes; Cyprinidae
Gene: zbtb42
Product: zinc finger and BTB domain containing 42
Exons: 4
Coding region: 40-1398 (452 amino acids)
Biological process (GO): regulation of transcription by RNA polymerase II
Cellular component (GO): nucleus
Molecular function (GO): protein binding; DNA-binding transcription factor activity, RNA polymerase II-specific
Source: RefSeq, a predicted model, not a curated record
CUUGUGUGAGCUCUGAGAGAAGAGGAUCACGCCAUAAGAAUGGAGUUCCCAGACCACAGCCGCCAGUUACUGCAGUGUCUGAGUCAGCAGAGACACCAAGGCUUCCUCUGCGACUGCACUGUGCUGGUGGGAGAGACGCGGUUCAAAGCGCACCGAGCCGUCCUGGCCUCAUGCAGCAUGUACUUCCACCUCUUCUACCGCGACCAGCUGGACAAAAGAGACGUGGUGCAUCUGAACAGCGACAUCGUGACGCCGCCGGCGUUCGGGCUGCUGCUGGAGUUCAUGUACGAGGGAAAGCUGGAGUUCAGCGCUCUUCCGGUGGAAGACGUCCUGGCAGCCGCCAGCUACCUGCACAUGUACGACAUUGUGAAGGUGUGCAAAGGAAAGCUGAAGGAUAAGGAGCUGUGUGAGGCGGAGUGCGGCGAGAAGGCAAACGGCCACUCCGACGGGUCCCCGGAUCUUGUAGGUGUCAAUUAUGUGUCAGCCGAGGCCGAGGCCUGUGUCCGAACAGCUGGAAAAACAAAAGCUGAUGUCAGUAGUUCGGCCGUCCCCGUGUCCCAGAGGUCCCGGGCGUCGGAUGACACGGACCGCGCGCUGGAUUUGUCUUUCAAGCCUCUGUCGAGUCGAGACGCCUUCCACCCCUCCUACGUCUUGGGACAGCUGGCCCUCGACAACCAGCAGCAGGGCACCGAGCCACUUGUUAAAGACGAACAUGACUUGCUGUCAGAGCAGGAGAACGGUGAUCCGGUGAGCCCAGAGAGCCAGCGCUUUGGGAAUAUCGCCAGGAGUUCGGUGGUGACAGGGUUCGCUGCCCUCUUCCCUGAAAACAAGGCCACGGCUGCGCUGCUCCCUCCGGACGAUGACCUGAUGGAGGAGGAGAGUGGGCUGCGUGUGCGUUCGGAGCAUCAUCUCAGGGACAGCGAGGGCGAGGAUGAAGACGACCUGGCGUCCUCAGACAUCUCCACAUCUAGCGGGGUUCUCCUCGCGCCGGGUAGACAGCAGGUCUGCGUGUGUCCGCUCUGCAGCAAGGUCUUCCCGAGCGCACAUGUGCUCCAGCUCCACCUCAGCUCACACUUCAAGGAGAAAGACGGCAUUCGCUCGAAGCUCUCGCCUGACGGCUCCGUCCCGACCUGCUCGCAGUGCGGCAAGACCUUCUCCUGCAUGUACACGCUCAAGCGGCACGAGCGCACGCACUCCGGCGAGAAGCCGUACACCUGCGGACAGUGCGGGAAGAGCUUCCAGUACUCACACAAUCUGAGCCGGCACGCCGUGGUGCACACACGAGAGAAACCACACGCGUGUAAGUGGUGCGAGCGGCGCUUCACACAGUCCGGCGAUCUGUACCGACACAUACGCAAGUUCCACUGCGGCCUCGUCAAGACACUCGCUAUAGGAUGAAGGCAGGGCAAACGCGGUGCAAUCACGGCCUUUUGUAUAAAAACAACAGCAGUUUUUAUGAAGAAUAAUAAUAAUAAUAAUAUCCAGUAUUUUGCAGGUGGCAGAAAAUUGGUUCAUUAAUGACUGUAAAACACUAUUGUGUCUCCAGCAAUCAACAGUUUGAUGCACUUGGGUUUUUGACAUCAUAUAUAUAUGACCCUGGAGCACAAAAGCAGUCUU